Molecule: messenger RNA, 2079 nt
Organism: Puntigrus tetrazona (Sumatra barb)
Lineage: Eukaryota; Metazoa; Chordata; Actinopteri; Cypriniformes; Cyprinidae
Gene: slc25a46
Product: solute carrier family 25 member 46
Exons: 8
Coding region: 217-1452 (411 amino acids)
Biological process (GO): mitochondrial fission; axon development; mitochondrial membrane fission
Cellular component (GO): mitochondrial outer membrane
Source: RefSeq, a predicted model, not a curated record
ACUGUCAACGGCAAAAGUCACUCAGGCGGGUGCUGGGUUGUUUUGCUAAAGCACCAUCCUCGCUAGCAGCCUCGGUCGACCAGAAAUUAAUUCACGCGUUUUUCGAUUGUCUUGGUCUUCAAUGACACCGUAUCGCAUCACGUAGGUCAUACAUCGUAGGAAGUCCGACUGAGCUAUCUUGUCGUUGCAGUAUAGUUUCCCUAGCGAUCCCUCAGCAUGACUUCUCGUCGGCCGGACAGCUUUGAGGGUUUAGGUUACAGGGGCAGAGAGGAUCCGUCAUUCAGCGGGGGUUAUUCGGGCAGGUCAUUCAAUAAUUCAUCCAGCUCUGACCUCCAACACUGGGUCACCACACCUCCAGAUAUACCUGGCAGCAGAAACCUACAUUUUGGCGAUCGCACGCCCCAGUUUGAGACGGCACCUGCCCCACCUGGAGCAGCGGACGAAGCCCAACCAGCGGCUCCACCGUCGGAACAGCUGAACAGAUUUGCUGGGUUUGGAAUAGGUCUUGCAAGCCUCUUCACAGAAAAUGUCCUGGCACAUCCCUGCAUCGUGUUUCGACGUCAGUGUCAGGUGAAUUACCAUGCCAGGUGUUAUCACUUGUCCCCACUGACUGCUAUCAGCGUGAUGUACAAUGUCACCAAAACUCAGGGUCCAAAGGCUUUAUGGAAAGGAAUGGGCAGCACUUUUGUGGUUCAGGGGGUCACUCUGGGAACAGAGGGAAUCAUUAGUGAAUGCACACCUUUACCCAGGGAGUUAUCGCACAAGUGGAACCCUAAACAAGUUGUGGGACACUUGGUACUAAAAGGUUUGACAUAUGUGGUUGCAAUGCCGUUUUACUCAGCAAGUCUCAUAGAGACCGUACAGAGUGAAAUAAUCCGAGACAACCCCGGCAUCCUGGACUGUGUGAAAGAAGGCAUCGGCCGUGUGAUGGGAAUGGGAGUGCCUCACAGCAAGCGUCUCCUGCCCCUCUGGAACCUGGUGUUCCCCACGGUUCUCCACGGCAUCCUCCACUACGUCAUCAGUUCCAGCGUGCAGCGGCUGGUUCUUUACCUGCUGCGGCGUCGGAAUAACGGCUCGCCCAAGCACUCGUCCCCUGACUCUCAAGCGGACGCCGUCCAGUCGAUGCUGGACGCGUACUUCCCUGAGCUCAUGGCCAGCUUCGCCGCCAGCCUGUGCGCAGACGUGCUGCUGUUUCCUUUGGAAACGGUGUUGCACAGGCUGCACAUCCAGGGAACGCGCACCAUCAUCGACAACACUGACCUGGGUUUCGAGGUGUUGCCCAUCAACACGCAGUAUGAAGGUAUGAGGGACUGCAUUAAUGCUAUUCGGCGGGAGGAGGGCACCAUGGGCUUCUACAAAGGCUUCGGCUCCAUCGUGGUGCAGUACUCGCUUCACGCCACGGUUCUGCAGAUCACCAAGAUGAUCUACUCGACGCUGCUGCGAAACGCUUAAAUAGAACACAUAGAUUCACCGAAAGGUCCUUUUUUUGGGUUGAGUUGGACAUUCCAAAAAAUGCGUCCUAAUAUGAAUUGAUAAUCGCAGACAUUUUGAGGUUCUCUUUACCUCUUCUUCCCGUGAUCUGUCAGUCUACUUGUUUCAUGAAGCACUGGUUGUCUUGGUAAUUGCACGAUACGUUUAUGCAAAAUCAUCGGUAUGUUUCACAUCAGCACUGGAUUUAAAUUAUUCUUACGGUGACCCCCGAACUGUCCAUCGGAGCCAAAACAUGUGUAAUAUUUCUGAAACGAGGACCUUUGUAAUUAUACUCCCAUGCUGUUUUCUCCAUUUCGUCAACGGCCACUAAGUUUCAUAAUGUGAUUGUUUAUUUUGGCAACAUUGUGCCAAGUUCUUAAAGAGAUUAUGUCAUUAAAUUAUUAUUUGCACCUUAGUGAAACUUGUGCAAGUGUUUCAAACAGUGAAAAUGUUUCUUUGUGUCAGGUUUAACGCGAUAUAAGAGAUUUAAAAAAUUCAGUUCAUUGGAAGCCACUUACAUAAGAAUGCAUGUGUAGAACUAAUCUGGUUCCUGGGUGAAUAGUUCUAAUUUAUUGGGCACUAUGAUUAAAAUAAAUGUCUAAAAUCUGA